GGCUGUCUCUGGGAUUCAUCUUCGGGAGCUCCCGUGUUCCGACUCCCUGUGCUGCUGAAACUUGAUCUCUCGUUUGGAUCCCCCCCCCCACCUUCCAGGGAGGAGUGAACAUCUGUAGCAUCUGUCCCAGAUACUUCCCUCCCUUCUGCCUCGGCCGUUCACGUUCACCAUGGUCUGGUGCUCCUGUUUCCUAUCAGAAGAGGAGAAAACCGCCGUCGCCAUCGAUAAAGAAAUCAACCGGCUUCUUCAAGAGCAACGGAAGCGUGAGCGAUGGGAGCUGAAGCUGCUUUUGUUGGGCACCGGAGAGAGCGGGAAAAGCACCUUCAUCAAACAGAUGCGGAUAAUCCACGGUGUGGGCUUUUCAGAAGAUGACCGAAAAGGUUUUGCCAAAGUUGUGUUUCAGAACAUCUUUUCAUCCAUCCAGGCAAUGAUCGCGGCUAUGGAGACCCUUCAGAUCUCUUAUGCUGAAUUGGAGAACGUGCGGAACGCUCAGCUGCUCAUGGAAGUAGACGCUUACAAAGUGACCAUGCUGGAGCCGCACCACGCAAGGAUGCUGGAAAGUCUGUGGAAGGACUCUGGGAUUCGAACCUGCUACCAGAGGCGUAGGGAAUACCACUUGCUGGAUUCUGCCUUUUACUUCCUGUCCAAUCUGGACCGGAUUGCAUCAGCAGGAUAUGUUCCCAGCGCUCAGGACAUUCUGAGGACCCGGGUGCCCACUACUGGUAUUAAUGAGUAUUGCUUCUUGGUGCAGAAGAUAACUUUAAGAAUAGUCGACGUUGGUGGGCAGAAGUCAGAGCGCCGGAAAUGGAUCCACUGUUUUGAAAAAGUGAUUGCUUUAAUCUAUCUGGCCUCCCUGAGUGAAUAUGACCAGUGUCUGCAGGAGAAUGCCUGUGAGAACCGCAUGAGAGAGAGCCUUGAUCUCUUCCGAACAAUCCUGGCGCUUCCUUGGUUCCAAAACACCUCCAUCAUCCUCUUCCUCAACAAAAUGGACAUCCUGGAGGAGAAGAUCGCAAGCUCCGAUCUGGCCAAUUAUUUCCCCAGUUUCCCAGGCCCAAAGCAAGACGUUCACGCUGCCAAGGAGUUUAUCCUAGGGAUGUACAUGGAGGCCUACCAGCGCUGCUCCGCUCCUGACCCCAGUUCUGGGGUGCCCCUUUCCAAAGGCGGGCCCAGGAUCCUGUACCCUCACUACACCUGUGCCACAGACACACAGAACAUCAGCACGGUUUUUGAGGACAUCAAGGAUGUGGUCUUGGCCAUUUAUCUGGAUGAAUUCAAUCUGUCUUAAAGGAUCAGCGUUCAGAGGCUGCCGCAGAACGGGUUCACAGCUGCUCAGCCUGUGGCCGGGAGGUGUUUGGGGUGUAGGAGGAUAAACUGGUGUUGCUCAACUCCUAGACCUGUUGUCUUCCCCCUUGAGUAUCCUAGUGGUAGGAUGGAGAGCCGUGGACAGAGUGAGAUCGUAUUAAUACAGCCAGUUUCUUUGUUCUGGGACCACUAAGCGAGGUUCUUAGCCGCAAUGGGCUUGAUGUGAAAUGAUAAACUGUGAAACGGCAGACCACAUCCUGUGUCACGUGCCAACAUCGUGGCUUCUUUGCCCGUUCGUUGUUUCUGGCAGGAGCGUGAACUUCAGGCUUCCUGUGUAAACUACAGCUUCCUUUCCCUCUUCAUCUGCUGGGAUAUGACUCCUUCGGCAUGCCUUGAGCACACCUACACAAGUGGCCAGUUACUUCGCCAAAGGAAGCUAGGGCAGAUAAAAGUCCCACUUAGGCAAGGGCGAAGUUAAUGCAUAUUAUAUAUUGCUAUGCUAAUUUUUGUCUCACAUGGAAGCUUUCGGUUUCUCGGUUAAUGCUCGGAUGUCAGGAUGUAAACAGAGCUUCAGUUGGUGGCCAGAAGAAUAUUUUUUUGAAAGGGGGGGGGGAUUCGACUUGUGUACCACAUCCUAGAUGUGCUUAAAGAACGCUGGAGCAAGACCAGCCCACGCAGAGCUUCCUUGCAUCAAUACUUUAAAACAGGGGUCUUCAAACUAUGGCCCUCCAGAUGUUCAUGGACUACAAUUCCCAUCAGCCCCUGCCAGCAUGGCCAAGUGGCAGGGCUGAUGGGAAUUGUAGUUCAUGAACAUCUGGGGGGCCAUAGUUUGAAGACCCCUGCUUUAGAACAAGGUAGCCAAGGAUACAUUACAACAGGGGUCUCCAACCUUUUUGAACCUGUGGGCACCUUUGGAAUUUGAACACAAAAUGGCUGCUGCACCAAGAGCCGCUGGCCGCAAAAUGGCUGCCGCCAGUAGGGUUGUGCGUAACCUAGUAAGCCUUCAUCAUUUCUGGCAGAAACUCUGGGUAACAGGAUCCCUUUUUCAGAUGAACACAUUGUUGAAAAAUGUUUCCUUGUGUACACCUAAAGUAAGUAUGCAUGUUGAGUUAGAAACAGUCAUCUGUCAGUAUCUGUCUUCAUUUUUCAGGCAUCUGACCUGUGUACAUGAGCUGAGCAAAAAUCAUACUUGGCCCCUCUUGCAUGGUGGACACUAUGUUGAGGCCCCUGCCAUAUACAUUUCCAUAGGGUAAUAAUCUCUCCACUCUGCUCCUGAAAUCUACAGGAUGAAAAUACAAAAUAUGUGGGUGAUCCUAGGGUUUGAAUGUAGUGAUUUACGCCUCAGGCAAAGCAAGUAUGAAUUAUAGUUGUUUGUGAUCAUCAGACUGGCAAAUAUAUGCACACCUGAUUUUUUAAAAAAAUGUGUAUUUAUUAUUUUCAGGAAUAAGCUUGGUGAAAUGACAACUAAUCCAGCAGUGUUGUUGCCUAUUGUGUGUUUUCCUUGUAAAGGCAGUUGGCCUAAUAUACAUUUUUCUUGUA
Molecule: messenger RNA, 2841 nt
Organism: Sphaerodactylus townsendi
Lineage: Eukaryota; Metazoa; Chordata; Lepidosauria; Squamata; Sphaerodactylidae
Product: guanine nucleotide-binding protein subunit alpha-15-like
Exons: 7
Coding region: 170-1285 (371 amino acids)
Biological process (GO): phospholipase C-activating dopamine receptor signaling pathway; action potential; adenylate cyclase-modulating G protein-coupled receptor signaling pathway
Cellular component (GO): heterotrimeric G-protein complex
Molecular function (GO): G protein-coupled receptor binding; guanyl nucleotide binding; GTPase activity
Source: RefSeq, a predicted model, not a curated record